UAGAGGAUCCAGCCCUCGGUAGCCUGGGUUGGUCUACCCGGGUCGGCUCGGACCAGCAGCCUCCACUCGGACGUACUUCUGGGGGAUAUCCAGGUUGUAGGACAGGGACACUCAUGUGUAUAUACCCUGACGUGAAUUUGUGGGUAUAAGGAACGGAGGACUGAGCGAUGUCUGCACCCGGUUUCACAAACCUGAACAGCUCCGUCAGCUACAGCCACAACUCAACGCCGAACAGUGGAGAUGUUCCCCCGUAUCAGAACGGUCCAGCACAGACCUACGCACCGAUGUAUCCACCUGGAGGCUACUAUGGAGCCCCACCUCAGCAGCAGAACUACUCAACAAUACCUGCCCAUUGCACUCCUAUUUCCAGUAAAGCCCCCAUCACGAACAGUGCCCACAGUGCAAACUAUUACCAGAACAACCAUCAGCCACAGCAGCAGCACCACCUCCCUCAGCACAAUGUAGCACCCUCUCCAUACUCUGCUCCCCCUAGCUCUGCUCCUCCCUGUCAGCCAUAUGCCUCCAUCCCCUCUUCAGCACCCCCACCAUCAAAUGUGCAGUAUAACCAACAGCCAUUCCAGCAGCAGCAUCCACCUUAUGCCACUCCAGGAUCAUACUAUGGACAGCAGUCAUUCCACACUCCUCCUUUGCAACACCCUCAGCAGCAGCAGCAGCAGCAGCCCAGGUUGGUGCCUGCACCAGCUGGCAGCCAUUACCCCAUUGUUUCAUACCCCUCUGCACCAGGAAGCAGCCAGUAUGGAACCCUGACCUCUUCUCAAAACACCUCCAUGCCUGGAGUCCUGCCUGCUCAGAUGGGAGUUCCCCUUCAUCAGUACAGCAGCUCUCAGUCGGCCUCUGCAGCAGCAGUGCAGCCGGGAUACAGCACUGCUCCUCCAAAUCAGAUGGCCCCCACGGUCAAUGGUCAAGGAAACACAGGUAUAUCCCCAACCACAGUCCAUCAACACUACGAUCAAACCCAUCAGGCUUCUCUAAACUAUGACUCCUAUGGUGGGAUUACACCCAACAGUGGAGGGGGAGACCCAGACCGACCGCCCUCAGGAACCCCCUCCGCUUCAGUCCAUUCGUCACCAGGCCACCACCAAAGCAUGCAGUAUGGAUAUGUUGCUAAUAGUGGAGCUAGUUCUGCCUCUGCCGCCACCUCAGGCCCCGCAGCAGCCCCCUCGUCAUCCAGCUCUGAUGAUGAUGAGGAGGAUGAGGAUGAGGAUGAGGAAGCAGGUGGUGACACCUCCUCUUCAACUACUGGCAGUGCCUCCCCGGUGCCCAACAGCUAUGAUUCUCUGGAAGGGGGCAGUUACCCGGAGUCCAUGCCACCUUCCAAUGAUAUGUCUAACCAGGCCCCGCCCUACAGUAGCUAUGGUUACCCCAGCAUGCAGCCGGCCUAUCGGCAGGGACCAGCUUCGCACACAGACUCCUCCCCAUCCCAGGAUCUGUACAGUCAGUCAAACUACCAGCAAUACUCCCAGCCAUUUCCAAAUCUGUCCCAGCUCUCUGCAGCACUGGGGGGGCUGAGCGGGGUUCCAGAGCUGGAGGUGGAAUCUCUGAGGCCAGUCAACCUGCUACAGGAGAGGACACUGCUGCCCCCCAGGCCCCUCGAGGCCCCUGAACCCAACCUCACCCCCGACCUCAAGAAAGUCAACUGCAGUCCACAGACUUUCAGGUGUACCCUGACCAGCAUCCCCCAGACCCAGGCUCUGCUCAACAAGGCCAGGCUGCCUCUGGGUCUCCUCCUCCACCCCUUCAGAGACUUACAGCAGUUACCAGUGAUCACAUCGAACACAAUAGUGCGCUGUCGCUCCUGUCGAACCUACAUCAAUCCAUUUGUCACUUUCUUGGACCAACGCAGGUGGAAGUGUAACCUCUGUUACCGGGUCAAUGAUGUUCCAGAUGAGUUUAUGUACAACCCCGUUUCCAGGUCGUACGGUGAGCCCCACAGGAGACCAGAGGUUCAGAACUCCACUGUGGAGUUCAUCGCGUCCUCAGACUAUAUGUUGCGACCUCCUCAGCCGGCGGCCUACCUAUUUGUGCUCGAUGUGUCUCAUAAUGCUGUCGAGGCCGGUUACCUGAAGUACUUCUGUGAAUCACUACUGGAGAACCUUGACAGGUUGCCAGGUGAUACACGCACCAGAGUGGGAUUCCUUACCUUCGACAGCACCAUUCACUUCUACAACCUCCAGGAGGGACUGUCACAGCCACAGAUGCUGGUUGUGUCCGACAUCGAUGAUGUCUUCAUACCCUCUCAUGACAGUCUGAUGGUAAACUUAAAGGAAAGCAAAGAGCUGGUACAGGACCUGUUGAACUCCCUACCUGCCAUGUUCAGCCAAACCAGGGAGACCCACAGUGCCCUGGGCCCGGCGCUACAGGCUGCCUUCAAGCUCAUGUCCCCCACCGGAGGGCGUGUCACAGUUUUCCAGACCCAACUGCCCACACUGGGCGCUGGUCUUUUACAGUCAAGGGAAGAUCCCAACCAGCGCUCAAGCACUAAGGGAGUGCAGCACCUCGGCCCAGCCACAGACUUCUAUAAGAAACUUGCACUGGACUGCUCUGGCCAACAGAUUGGAGUGGAUCUUUUCCUGCUCAGCUCCCAGUACGCUGACCUUUCCUCACUAGCUUGUAUCUCCAAAUAUUCAGCUGGCAGCAUCUUUUAUUACCCCUCAUUCCAUUACAUCCACAACCCGGCCCAGCUGGAGAAGUUCCAGAAAGAUCUUGAGCGCUACCUCAGCAGAAAGAUCGGCUUUGAGGCAGUCAUGAGGAUACGAUGUACUAAAGGUUUAUCCAUUCACACAUUCCACGGGAACUUCUUUGUGCGCUCUACUGACCUAUUGUCUUUAGCCAAUGUGAACCCAGACUCAGCCUUUGCUGUUCAGAUGUCGAUUGAAGACUCUCUGGCAGAUUCGUCUCUGGCCUGUUUCCAGGCUGCUCUGCUCUACACAUCUAGUAAAGGAAAGAGACGUAUCAGAGUCCAUACUCUGUGUUUACCAGUGGUCAACCAGCUGAGUGACGUCUAUGCUGGGGCUGACGUCCAGGCCAUCACAUGCUUGCUAGCAAACAUGGCCAUAGACCGGUCGAUAUCGUCCAGUCUAUCAGACGCCCGCGACGCCCUGAUUAACGCUGUGGUAGACUUUGUGAACUCCUACAAGAGCAACGUGUCAAGUCUGCAGCAGUCUGGCCUCGUCUGCCCCUCAGCCAUGCGUCUUUUCCCACUCUACAUCCACGCUCUGCUGAAGCAGAAAGCCUUGCGGACCGGCACUAGCACGCGACUGGAUGAGCGAGUGUUUGCCAUGUGUGAGUUCAAGACGCAGCCGCUGCAGCAGCUCAUGCGAAUGGUUCAUCCAGACCUAUACCGGCUGGACAACAUGUCUGACCAGGGGGCGUUGCAUCUGAACGACACUGUGGUCCCCCAGCCUCAUCUCCUCCACCUGUCUGCUGAGAGGCUGAGCCGAGAUGGAGCUUUUCUCAUGGACUGUGGCAAUGUGUUUUACCUGUGGAUUGGCAAAUGUUGCAGUGACAUGUUCAUAAGAGAUGUUCUGGGAAUCCCCAACUACGCUUCAAUACCUCCCAACAUGACUCACAUUCCUGAGCUGGAGACUACUCUGUCUGAAAGAGUACGAGCGUUCGUGGACUGGCUGCAGGACAACAGAGCGUUCAGCUCCACCAUACACAUCAUCAAGGAUGAUGGUUCGGCUAAAGCUACUUUCUUCCAACAGUUGGUGGAGGAUAGGUCCGAGUCGUCCUCUUCCUACUACGAAUUCCUGCAGCACAUUGAGCAGCAAAUGUCCAAGUAGGCUCCCAUCACACUAUGAGAAAAGUACGGCCGCUAGACUCCUCAAACCAGAGCGAAUGGUUGCGGCGUUUAGACUGAAACUAGCGUUAGGCGGCGGUGUUCAGCCGUCGCUCUGUCAGGUGAGUUUUUAGAGUGGUGGGUUAAACAGAAGUCCAGGUAGGCUCAUUGGUCAGCUGCGAUUUGACCAUCAGAAGGCGAGGAGGGGAGAGUUUUUAUAAAAGGAUAAACAACUACAGACACAGAGGAUGGAACAUGAGUUUUUCACAAAUGAAAACGAACAUUCGAACAGGCUCCUCCGGCCAGCACGGCGACUCCUCGCUGCCUCUUUAACGGUCAAACCCUCGCGUAGCCUCGUGUCAAAUGAUCUGUGGAUAAAAGGAGAAGAAAGUCCAGCCAAGAAGAUGCCACUUCAACAGAUUUUUAGUUUAGUUUGUUUUUGUGAGCCUCUUAUGUAGCUAGUGCGGUCUUUUUUCUUUUUUUUUUUUAAUUUUGUAAUUUAUUCCCUUCCUCAUCAGUUUCGUUUGAAGACUGUUUUAAAUACACUGGAGAACAGAAAGAAGCAUUCCUCCUGUUGCUUUUCCGGCAUGUGCUUUGAAACAUGGAACGCAUGCCACUGUUUUGUUUACUGCUAGUCCGAGGAAAGACAACAAGCGUCUGUGUCACGACGGAAAGCGAAUUGGACCACGUUUUGGAUGUUGAAACCCUUCUUCGGUUCUUUUCUCCUCCGUUAUGUGAACUCCUGAUUUGCUGAGGUCAGACGUCGACGCCCGCCCACCGUCACAAAUCUGCUCCUCAUUUGUUUUACUUUUCCAGGCGCUAUCUUGUUGCUAUCCACUUUGUAACUAUUGAACAGAAUCUUUUAUGUGCGAUAAUUUAUGAACCAGCUUAUUAAAUAAAAAAAACAAAAAUGGAA
Messenger RNA from Sphaeramia orbicularis (orbiculate cardinalfish), 4715 nucleotides. RefSeq names its product SEC24 homolog B, COPII coat complex component (gene sec24b). Gene Ontology annotation, biological process: COPII-coated vesicle cargo loading; endoplasmic reticulum to Golgi vesicle-mediated transport; intracellular protein transport. The record is from RefSeq and is a predicted model, not a curated record. The coding region runs from base 168 to 3803 and encodes 1211 amino acids. Lineage: Eukaryota; Metazoa; Chordata; Actinopteri; Kurtiformes; Apogonidae. The transcript is spliced from 24 exons. Gene Ontology annotation, cellular component: COPII vesicle coat; endoplasmic reticulum exit site. Gene Ontology annotation, molecular function: SNARE binding; zinc ion binding.